UUAAAUAACAUUAUAAACAGUUAGUAAUACGUUAACAGAACAUGAUGAUUAAAUAUGCAGUAACAUUAUCCAGAAUAUCUGUGGUGGAAAAUGUAUUUUUCCAAACAAGGAGAUACAGUAGUACUUCUAAAAGAAGUCUAAGUAAGGAUCAGUAUAACGUCAAAAGAGGAAACUUCAAAGCUUUAGAACCACAGCACAUACAAUUCUUCAGGGAUCUUCUUGGAGAAACACGUAUACUAACUGGUGUUAAUAAUUUGGACAAGUAUAAUGAAGAUUGGUACGGGUUUGCCAAAGGGGAAAGCAGUUUGGUCGUUAAACCCAAAACAACAGACGAGGUCUCUGCCAUCCUGUCUUACUGUAAUAAAAAUCUCCUUGCCGUUUGUCCGCAAGGAGGAAAUACUAGCGUCGUUGCUUCCGGAGUGCCGGUUUUUGAUGAAGUAAUAUUGUCAAUGGAACUUAUGAAUAAAAUACAUAAAAUUGAUGACGUGUCUGGUGUGGUUAUAUUUGAUGCUGGUUGUGUUCUGGAAAACUUGAACAACGCUGUUUCCGAGAAAGGACUAAUUGUGCCCUUAGAUUUAGGUGCAAAAGGAAAUUGUCAAUUGGGAGGAAACUUAUCUACAAAUGCUGGAGGAUUACGACUGAUAAGAUAUGGGAAUUUACAUGGAAAUGUUUUGGGCGUUGAAGCGGUUAAGGCUGAUGGUGAGAUAAUAAAUUGUUUGCGUACUUUUAAAAAAGAUAACACCGGUUAUCAUUUGAAACAUCUGUUUAUCGGUUCAGAGGGAACUCUAGGUGUAAUUACAAAAAUUGCCCUGCAAUGUCCACCGCAUCCAAAAUCGAAGAACAUUGCGUUUUUAGGGUUGGAGAGUUACGACAAAGUAUUAAAAACGUUUAAAAAAGCAAAAUUCGAUUUAGGAGAGACGUUAUCAGCUGUGGAAGUGUUAGACAGGGAAAGUGUGAUAUUAACCGAGGAAAAGCUUGCUUUGCGCUCACCUAUAGGAGAAUAUCCAUUUUAUUUGAUUAUAGAAACAUCUGGAAGCAAUGAGCAAUACGAUUCAGAAAAAAUGGAUAAAUUUCUAGAGAUCUCGUUGAAGGAAAAUUUGAUUUUAAAUGGUGUGGCAUCUUCGGAACCGUCAAAAAUAAAAAAUAUAUGGGAAAUUCGUGAGAGAACAGCCGAAGCAUUGCGCCACGAUGGUUACGUAUUCUGUUACGAUUUCAGCGUACCAUUACAACAUUUUUACACUCUGGUUGACUUGAUGAAAACACACAUGGGUUCAAAGUCCCACAGGGUCUUUGGAUUUGGACAUUUGGGAGACUCCAAUCUUCAUCUUCAAGUAAGUGUAAGAGAACACACCAAAGAAAUACAGAACAUGAUAGAACCUUUCGUUUUCGAAAAAGUCAGAGAAAUAAACGGAAGUAUUAGUUCGGAACAUGGAAUGGGAUUUUUGAAAGCAAAAUACCUGGAUAUAUCAAACCAUCAAUCUGCGACCAAGCUUAUGAGGGUUUUAAAAAAUGUAAUGGACCCUAACGGAAUAUUAAAUCCUUAUAAAGUCAUCCCGUACUGAACUUUGUAACUUAAUGAAUAGUUAGGAAAGUUAUUUGUACGUAUUUAUUGUAAGAUAGCAGUACUAAAAACAAUACUUGUUUUUAAUAAAUAAAGAAAUUUAAAUAAUU
Molecule: messenger RNA, 1671 nt
Organism: Agrilus planipennis (emerald ash borer)
Lineage: Eukaryota; Metazoa; Arthropoda; Insecta; Coleoptera; Buprestidae
Product: D-2-hydroxyglutarate dehydrogenase, mitochondrial-like
Exons: 8
Coding region: 42-1562 (506 amino acids)
Cellular component (GO): mitochondrion
Molecular function (GO): catalytic activity; FAD binding
Source: RefSeq, a predicted model, not a curated record